Oldenlandia corymbosa var. corymbosa is the source of this 843-nucleotide messenger RNA. The record is from the annotation of a GenBank genome assembly. NCBI's taxonomy places the organism in Eukaryota, Viridiplantae, Streptophyta, Magnoliopsida, Gentianales, Rubiaceae.
AUGGGCCAUCCAGAAGGGACUACUGAAAAUGUACAAGUGAAGAACGGAGAAGAUGGAUCGUCGUCGUUUGAUCAGCACGUCAUCGUGAUGAGGCACGGCGACAGGAUUGACAACUUCGAGCCCUUGUGGGUCAGCAAGGCUUCCCGUCCCUGGGACCCGCCGUUGACCCAAGACGGCAAAGACCGGGCCUUUUCCCGUGGCCGGAAGUUCCGUAACCACCUCCCUUUCCCCAUCCACCGCCUCUUCGUUUCCCCCUUCCUCCGUUGCCUCCAGACUGCCGCCGAAGUCAUCCACGGCCUCUGCGCCGUCAACGACGACGAUCCCAACGCCACCUCCUCCGCCGCCAUCACCAUUGAUCCCUCCAAAAUCAAGGUUUCUGUGGAGUAUGGAUUGUGUGAAAUGUUGAACGAUAUUGCAAUUAGACCUCAAGUAGUUCCUAAGGAUUUGGACUUUGCUUUUGACAUCUCUGAGUGUGAAGCUGUUUUACCUGCUGGAACCAUAGACCAUAGUGUGGAGCGGAUUGUAAAACAGAUGCCACAGUGGGGAGAGACGGCAUCAGAUUGUCAUGCUAGAUAUGCACGCGUCAUAAAAGCACUUGCGGAUAAAUACCCCUCUGAGAAUUUAUUGCUGGUUACCCAUGGGGAAGGAGUUGGUUCCUCAGUUUCUUCAUUUUCAGAGGAGACUGUAUUUUCAGCUGACUACUGUUGUUAUUCACGCAUGAGUAGACCUAUAUUUGUUACUGAAGAUAAGUCCUAUACUGCCGGAGAUUUUAAGGUCAACAUACUGGAGGGUGAAAAUGGCCUUUCUUACUUUGGGGGUGCUUAUCAGCCAGAGUCUGCUUAG